Molecule: messenger RNA, 1147 nt
Organism: Diuraphis noxia (Russian wheat aphid)
Lineage: Eukaryota; Metazoa; Arthropoda; Insecta; Hemiptera; Aphididae
Product: TBP-related factor-like
Biological process (GO): DNA-templated transcription initiation
Molecular function (GO): DNA binding
Source: RefSeq, a predicted model, not a curated record
AUCUCAGUGGUGAUACUAUUUUAAAUCAUGCCACGAUUGUAACUAAGCACUACAUUGGGAAGACGUUGCAUCUGCGUGAUGUGUUGUCUCCAUCUUACAAACGUACCAGACACACYAUUUUUCCGUUCGCUAGUUUCAAGUUUCAAUCUUAGUCCUUAGAUCAUAUACUAGUAACUAGUAUAUACUAGUAUAUGAUCUAAGGUAGUAAGGUUUCAUUAGGGUGCUGUCAGAGUUGAUAUUAGAGUGAAUCGACCUAUUAUAWAACUUUUAGAAUAUUACUAUUACAAUGAAUUUAAGUGAUGAUGAAUUUUAUGAUUCUGAUGAGAGUGAUGUGGGCGAACAAAGUUUACAUGCUAUGCUUAAUAAAACUCUUUACGACAAAGAAGAUGAGUAUGAAGAAUAUGGAGAACACAUUGCUGGCGAAGUAGAAGCAUUAGGUAGUGUACAAGAGGAAGUACUUGGUAAAGUUACUGAUGAUGCUAGUCAAGAAGAAGUUCUAGGUCCAGUAUAUAGUGAGAAAGAAGAUACAAAUGAAAAAUCAAUAGGGCCAGAAUCAACAUUUGUUAAAAAAUUAGAAGAUGCUGAAGAAGUAGUUUUAACUACAGAAGUUAUAGGAGAGUUAGAAAAUAAACAUUUUUUUGAUGGACUUGAUGAUGAUAAUUUUGAACCAAUAAAAAAAAAACCAAAACUAAGCAAUGAAGAUGGUAAUAAUGCAAAUCCUCAUAAAACUAUUGUUAUGCAUAUACCUCAAUUCAUUCGAUGCAACAAAGGUGGUCAAUCUAUUCAAGUUCAAAAUAUUGUUUGUGGUGCAAAUAUGGGAUGUCCUCUGGACUUGGUAAGAAUCGUCAUGUGGACUAGUAAUUCUGAGUAUAACCCACAGCGAUUUAAUGGAUUAAUUAUGCGUCUUCGUACACCUAAUGUCACCAGCUUGUUAUUUCCAUCAGGCAAAAUGAUCAUGCAAGGCGCUAAAGAUGACCGAACUGGAAAUUUAGGAUGUCGAAAAGUAGCAAAAAUUUUAGAGAGACUUGGACACAAUGUACAAUUUUGUGACUAUACAGUGCAYAAUAUUGUUUGUACAUGGGAUGUUGGUUUCCCAAUAAUGUUGGAAGAAUUAAAUACUGCUCACUCACAGUUUACCAGUAUGUGA